AUGCUUACACGAAAUAUCCUCGCGCUGGUCGCAACCACAGCACUCGCUGCGCCACACACUCCUAUUAGCGCUCGGGCUGCCACUAAUUCAAGUUACUCCCUUACAACAUCAUAUAAGGGCUCAAGCUUCUUCGACAACUUCUCGUUCUACACAGGAGCUGAUCCUACUAAUGGCUUCGUGAAUUACACAUCACGUUUGACGGCCGCAAACACCGGUCUCGUGGGCUUCAUCCACAAUCUCACCUCGAACGCGUCCACCGCCUACAUCGGCGUAGAUUACAACACCACCACAUCCGUGGCUCGCAACUCCGUCCGCCUGAUCGGCGACAAGAAAUUCAACGCUGGCUCCAUGGCUGUCAUUGACGUUCGCCACAUCCCAGUUCAGAACGGCGUAUGGCCAGCCAUUUGGAUGUUGGGGGCUGAUGGCAUUUGGCCAUCCUCAGGGGAGUCCGACAUCUUGGAGUAUGUGCACACUGCUGAGGGCAACGCUGUCACUCUUCACACCGCUCCGGGAUUUGUCGUCGACAACUCAACCGACGCUUUCCAAGGUAGCCUGGUUGACUCAAAUUGCAAUGCCGUUGACGCUACCAAGGGCUGCUCUAUCACGAUGGAGCACGACACAUCCAACAGCUCACUCGCGACCGCUGGCGAAGCGUUCAAUGCUCAGCGUGGAGGCGUCUAUGUUCACGACUGGACAAAUGACGGCAUCACAGUCUGGCUUUUCCCUCGCGACCAGCUUCCAGCCGAUCUCGUCGCAGGACAUCCUGAUAGCGCCACUUGGACUCGCAAGCCUCUCGCGAAAUUCACAGGCAAAGGCGAUUUCGGCACGACAUUCAAGAACAUGCAGCUUAUUUUGAACAUUGACUUUUGUGGAGACUGGGCCGGAAAGGAAGAGGUCUGGAACAACGGACCGGCAAAGUUGACUGGAGCGAAAACUUGCGCCGAGUACGUUGGAGCAAACCCACUCGCUUUCAAGGAGUCGUACUUUGAGAUUGGGAGCAUUGACUUCUACUCCGCUGGUGCCCCUUCUUACGACGCCCCGAGCAAGCGGUCAUUGUCAGAGCAUGAUCACGAUGUCAAGAGCCAUCAUCAUCAUGGUCACCACAAUCAUGCUGUACCUACCGACUCUGCGUCACAAGUUCAGCCUUCUAGCACUGUUGACGCCCCGGUCAAGAGAAGCGCGACUACCUCCGAUGCCUCUGCUACAGAGGUCGCCGGCUGGCUAGUGGCUGCAGACAACACGACAAUUCGUACAGAUUCGAUGAGCUGGCUGAAGGAAUGGAAUCAGGCGCUUUGGAUGUGA
Molecule: messenger RNA, 1302 nt
Organism: Ramularia collo-cygni
Lineage: Eukaryota; Fungi; Ascomycota; Dothideomycetes; Mycosphaerellales; Mycosphaerellaceae
Exons: 2
Coding region: 1-1302 (433 amino acids)
Biological process (GO): glucan catabolic process
Molecular function (GO): hydrolase activity, hydrolyzing O-glycosyl compounds
Source: RefSeq, a predicted model, not a curated record